Bolinopsis microptera is the source of this 6007-nucleotide messenger RNA. RefSeq lists its product as uncharacterized. The record is from RefSeq and is a predicted model, not a curated record. The coding region runs from base 629 to 5077 and encodes 1482 amino acids. Lineage: Eukaryota; Metazoa; Ctenophora; Tentaculata; Lobata; Bolinopsidae. Gene Ontology annotation, biological process: signal transduction. The transcript has 4 exons. Gene Ontology annotation, molecular function: calcium ion binding.
GCGCUUCGCUAUUUUGCUUAUUAUACGUGUAUGUUUACUGUUUAAAGUUGUAGCCAUAAGCUUGUAGCUAUUUAUUGCACUAAAGUUCUGUCUUCAUUUUCUAUUUUUUUCAAAGGACCAAGCUGACUUAUUUGUUAUUCAUAUCUAUUUUGACGGCAUAGCAAUUAGCAAGUUAUCGACGAUGUGGAGAAUGUACAUUUCGAUUUGGCAAUCUUCUUAAAGCGACCAUGUUUGGUCACAUCAUCUUUUCGGGCGAUACUUACAUUUUUCUUCAGUCCAUUUGAAUUUGAAUUUGUAAUCUGGUUAAAACGUACUCUUUGCAGUAAUACUGAAUAAAAACCAUCACCCUAAAGAAUCCCCGGAUAAAAUCAAAACAUUUAAUUAUAACUUUCGAUAUUAUCUGUUAUUACUAGAGUAAAAUCCAAAAUUACUUCGACAAGUCAUCACACAGGAGUAUCAGACUAUUUGUCAAUUUGUCAAUGAUAAAUCACUCAACAUUAUCUACAGUUUAACUGUGGUAAACGUUGAGUAACUGCAGUACAGUUAUGACAGUUCACAAUUACGGGCCAAUAAUUUGAAUUUUAUGCUGUAUCUUGUGCUGUCCUACUGUAAUUUCAGCUAACAGCAAAUGACAGAAACGAAGGUGAAAGUCGGAGAUGUAAUAAAAAGUGACGAAAAAUUCGACUAUGUGGUCUCUCAACUUGGACCAAAGCUCUUGUACAAAAUCCAAUACGAAAACUUAAAAGAAAACUUUGCUGAACUAGUGCCAGCAGAUAAGGUCAAGGAUUUGGAUGACAAUUUCUUCAGACCGAAAGAUGCAAACGCCAACUUCGCAAGCGAGGGUGACAAAGUUAAAGCUGAGCUAUUUGGGGAGUGGAAAACUGCAACUGUUUUGUGCACUAAAUUUGGAGAAUGUGAAAUUACUUGUUACAAGAAGGGAACGAAGAAAUCUUAUUUUUCUGAAUGGAUAACACUGGCUCCCAAAGAAGAGAAUGAAAAAACCAAAGAAACUAAUUUGUUUAUCCCAACUGAAAGUGAUAAAGUCGAUACCCGAGUACUUUCUCCCGAACCAGGAAUUAGAAAAUAUACAAAUUCUGGGGGAUUCGAGAAGCUGUCCGAGAAAGUUGAUUCUAUCAUUACAUCUGAAAAAUGGGACGAGGUAAUCUCUAAUUUGAACAGCUUUUAUAUAAAACCACAAUGGAGUGGACAGCCUCUCAACGAUGAUUAUAACAUUUUCCUUCUCACCUGCAACUUUGAUAAGAUCUUUGUUGAUAGGCUAAAAAUCCUUCUCGAAUCUUCUGGGCUGACAGUAACAACCUCAGAAGAAGAACUCCACAAAUCAAGGGUAUUACUGCUCCUUUACACUGACAACGCCUCCUACGACGCCACGCUCAUUCGUCUUCUAACCAGAGGUGCUGAACUUGCUAACAGUGGCGAACUUUGUAUUAAAGUUUUAGUCCACCCAACAUGUUCCGCUUUCAGACAAAACAGAAUCCCUGACAACAUGGCCUACUCCCUUGCGGACAGUAAGUGGUAUAACUGGAUCGGUGUGGAUUCCCCGGAGGUCAGCUUCACUGAGAUGGCUUCACAGAUCAAAAGUUACACCGAGAGAAGUGAAGCUGAUUUGGCGGAACUCAGUACUGUGUGUGGUAUAUGGCAUUGCAAGGUUGUUGUUAGUGGGGACUUUUGCUCUAAUUUCUACGAUAACCGAUGUAUGACACUGUACUUGUACACUGAUCAUGACGGCAAGGUUCGGGGCCGUACUCCCUCAGGUAUCGUACUUGAGGGUGACUUUAACACUGACAGCAGGAUCCUUGAUAUCACUGGUGCAUACUGUGGACCGUGGAAUCAAGAAAACGAGGGGUGGAAGGAGGAAUAUUUCCAGAUAAUGCUGAGGAUUAAGGGAGUGUUGGACUAUAAAGGCAGCCGAUUUGAAGGGCAGAUCUGCGAGGUAUCAUGUGUUGGAGACAAAGUGUACGAGUGUGUGGGUACACUGUCAGCUGACCAAGAAAACGAGGGGGUUUCAGGGUUUUACGAGAUAACAGACACCCUCUCCGAGUUAAAAGGGGAGAAGGGACACAUGACUAUCAUCCAGCAGCGAGGCGGGGAUCUGUUAGCAGAUAUCAAGGGGCACCACGGUGUAAUGUAUCCAGGGAUAUUUGAUUCGGCUAGUCGGCGGUUCUGGUUAUACGUUCAGAACACUCCCAACUCCUGUAUAACCUACGAGGGAGUGUUUAACGCUGGAAACAGGUCCACUGAGGCUAGUGGCUCUUUCUUCAAGUGUAAAAACGGUGUGACAGUAAUUCCCAAGACGAAGUUCUACGCUAAACGUGAGAUGGUUGGGGAGACUGUUCAAGUGGACACAAUGAACACUGAAAUGUUUUUACAGCUUGUAGCUGACGCUCAACAACGGUCCUUGCGCACCUCCGUCAUCAACUCUUUCACUUACGUUCCUCCAAAACCUGAAGAUUUCCCCGUACUAAUCGUAGGAGCUGAUGAGGAUAAGGAAGUCUUGAAAGAACUGAAAUAUAAUCUUCUGAAAGCGGGAGUCGGCCCUAUCUCCUGUGAUGCAAAUGAUUUGGAUUCUGCUCGAAGUGUUUGCUUCAUCCUGUCAGCUCAUGUCCGUGAUAAUACUGACCUCGUUGAAACCGCCAAAAAGAUCUCAGUUAAAGACGUCCCAUUCUUUAUCAUAGCAAAUGAUGCCCGACGAAAUAUAUUCAACGACAAGUUCUGGAAAGAUCUGAACCUGAAAGAAACUCUACUAAGUUGUCUUGCUAGACUGAAACAAACAGGCAAAAUGACACUAGAUCCAAACUCGUUACUCUUCAAAACACUUGUCAAGGAAGUUAAGAGUAAUUACAAGCCUCCCGUCUACUUUCUAUCGGGAAUGUGGUCCGUUAGAACAUUCAGUAAAGUUGACUUCAAGAGUGGAUACAACGAGGCCGCUGCUGACGCCAGGAAAGGGAAAGUCAAACACCUCACUUUUCCCAAACUUCUCUAUAUUUUAACUGACGGUGUUUCUGGGAGGGUUGUUGGAAUCAAUGAUUUUGUUUCUUCAAAGCAAUUCAAAGGACAUGUAAACAAUGAAGAAAGCACCUUUACAUUUGAUAACGAAGAUUCUAAAUAUGAGUUGGUUAUUGAGAGAGAUGGUCAAACCAUGCAGGGAACUUACAUCAACAGAGUUCAAAACAUCCAAAUGGAAAUCACCUUGACACUCGAAAUAGAUGAAAUCAGUGGCAUAUACACGGUAAAAGAGCAGAACCAAAUGUUAGGUAUUGUAAAAACAGGACAACACUCAGUGGACGUUUACUACAGGAACUACAUCCUGCCCGGGGUGUUCUACGGGAGUAGGUUCUACUGUACCAUACCCAGGUGUGUCAACAGGAAGCCAGUUCUCAGCACCAUGGUCGGUGUUAUCCAGAAAUCAAUGUCAGGAUCCAGCCUGAUCUGUUUUGAGUACGCUUCCCUGGCCAAUACCAGGUGUUUGUCGUACGUGUACGAUUAUUUGCAGACUCGGUUUCAGAAACUUGAUGAAGCCGACAAGAUUGGAGUGAGUUGUGAGGCUUAUGUGCUGGAUUUUAUUGAGAGGUACAUUGUAGCGUUCAAUGAUGUGGAUUACGUGUCGUAUAAAGAGCUGCAUACCGAGUCUGUGAUAGAAGGACAGGAUGCGUUUGAAGCUUAUUGUAAGAGCACUCAUGAUAUCAUGGGGAAGAUUGAGAAUUAUAGUUUUGUGGGUCGUAGGAAAAUGCUGGAGACAAAUCUGUCGCAUCUUUCAAUCUCCCGCUACGAGUUUGAUAUUAAAUACGGGGCUAGAACCAGACGAGAAUUCUUCAUUAUUGACGAGAACUGUUUGUUGAGAGGAACAAUGAGUCUAGAAGAGGAAGCACUACAGUUCCACUCAUCAAUAUACGAUGUAAUGAUUACUUACAGAAGUACGGAUAGUGGUUGGGCUGACCUCCUUCAAAUGUACUUGGAGAACAACGAGGUGCUGUGCUGGAGGGACCAGCGGAUGGAAAUCGGAGCUAACUGGAGUUCAGACAUCACCUCCGCUAUUCGACUAGCUAAAUGCGAACUGUGCCUGCUCUCCGAAGAAUACCUCAAAUCAGAGAUGUGCACCAAGGAGAUCAGCUUAGCAUUCGACUCAGGCAAACUGAUAAUACCACUAGUCCUGCCACACACAGACCAGAGCAAGCCACGCCCACUGGUAAAGUCCACCUACAAGCCCUCCUACCCUCCCCAUCAGAUAAGCCACGAAACCAGCCAGUCUACUUGGAUUGACUUCCGGCCUGCUUCCUCUGACGUGGAUCCGGAGAAUGUAGGUCAGUUUGAGCUAUUGUACCUGGACCCUCUGAAAGUGCUGCUAGAUCGUCUCCAGCUCUCCAAGACCAGGUCUAAUAUCUGUGAUAUUAACGGUUCCUGGCUUGUUUCUAUCACGGAUACUGUUGGGAGGAAACUUAAGAGCAAAGUUGCGUUGGAGUAUAUCAGAAGAGUCCCAAGUGGAGUCCUCCAAGAGGAGUCCGGCAAACCGGUAGCACGGCUGAGUCCUCAGUCGAUAGUUUGUGGAACUCGACUUCUACUGUACUUCGUUAAUCCUAAGACUUACGACCUUGUUUUGGGCAUCAAAGCUAUGAUGUCUGGCGAUAACAGAUCGUUCUCAGGAGUUCUACUUGGAGCAGACUGUAGGUCCGUGGUGUACGCGCAGAAAGUCGAGGACAAAUUCCGGUCAAUUGAGCGAGGAGGUUUGGUGUACACAGCGGAGACAGCCUCACCAAACUACGAUCUCCUCACCCGACUUCACCCCCAAAUCAGCCGCACAGAACUAGACGAACUGUUCACUGCUUUCUGUAAGAUAGACAUUAGUCAGGACUACAGACUGUCCCCAGAUGAGAUCACGUCCUGUUUGAAGAUGAUAGGCAGGCCCAUGUCUAAACGGCUGGUUUCUGAACAGAUUAGGCGGUUUGAUGUGAAACAAUCGGGGGCGUUGGAGUUUGAUGAGUUCGUGCACUUUUUAAGUAAGCAGUCCGGAGCUGGAGCUAUUACAAGCAAACAUGCCAGCAAAGUAUGCUCUAUCAUGUAAACAUGCCAGCAAAGUGUGCUCUAUCAUGUAAACAUGCCAGCAAAGUGUGCUCUGUCAUGUAAACAUGCCAGCAAAGUGUGCUCUAUCAUGUAAACAUGCCAGCAAAGUGUGCUCUAUCAUGUAAACAUGCCAGCAAAGUGUGCUCUAUCAUGUAAACAUGCCAGCAAAGUGUGCUCUAUCAUGUAAACUGUAAACGUUGUUGUUAUCAUGUAAACAAUGACUUCUAAUCAUUGUUUGCAUCAGAUGCUUUUAAAACCUGUGAAGAUGAGAUAAUUAUCCAAUCACGUUCAAGGAAGUAUUUUACAGUAAAAUAUUUGAUAAUUCAUAACUCUUCAAAGUUCAUAACCCAGAAAUUUUGGCACAACCUUCAUCGCUUGGUUUGCUAAGGUUUGUUCGCUUAUCAUGUAAGCCACUUUACACAGCUAUUUUCAAUUUUGUAGAAAUUGCACUAAUGUAAUUGUAAGAUUUUCCAAUGCCAUCUGUCCCCCUAUUUUGGCUUACAUUAUAUGUGAACGAUCCCUUAUCAACUUAAAGACAUUUUAACAGACGUAUUUCAUUCUUUUAAAUUUAUUCAUGUAUCAGAGUUUUUUAAAUAGAUUGGGAAAUACAUUUUGUAACCAUGUACAUAGUAAAAUCUAUAUUGUAUGUAAAAUGUUUAAGUGGCUGUGAAAUUUGAUCUCUGUGACUUGUUUAUGUUUUGUAGCACUUUCCAAAUGAAUGUGAACCGUUUUUAGGGAUUCGGGUAUAAAGAAGGGAUCAUGCAACUGUAUAAAAUUAGAUUCAGGGAUUUUUGUUCCGUCCAAAUUAGAUGAGAAAUAGGAAUUUGCAUAGUUACAGCAUGGUAACGUACAUGUGCAUACUGCAUCAAAUGAUAUUGAAGUGACAUUAUGAUCUGUUUUGUUGUGAAUAAGUUGUUUUUUAUGUCACAUU